Molecule: messenger RNA, 4472 nt
Organism: Apodemus sylvaticus (European woodmouse)
Lineage: Eukaryota; Metazoa; Chordata; Mammalia; Rodentia; Muridae
Gene: Zbtb5
Product: zinc finger and BTB domain containing 5
Exons: 2
Coding region: 361-2373 (670 amino acids)
Biological process (GO): regulation of transcription by RNA polymerase II
Cellular component (GO): nucleus
Molecular function (GO): DNA-binding transcription factor activity, RNA polymerase II-specific; RNA polymerase II cis-regulatory region sequence-specific DNA binding; protein binding
Source: RefSeq, a predicted model, not a curated record
CUAUCAGCUAGAGUGGCCUUGUCGCGCGCGCGCGCGGCGCGCUCACGUGCAGGCGGUUGAGCUCCGGGGAGCAUCGGGGAGCGCGCAGACACACCGGGGCUGUCUGUCCACCCUGUCUGGCUGCUGAGGGGUAUUGUUACCCUUCGCCUCGGUCUGGCCAGGCGGGUGGUAGCCCGGUUCUUGUGCGCAGGCGUCCCCUGUGUCCUGACGCCCGGCUGUCUGUGCGGGGUGGGGCAGGCACUGGCGCCCUGCAGGUCUCCCGCUGGAGAUGGAGCCUCUCGGGAUGUUGUGGGAACCCGCUCCGGAUCUGCAUCCUGGCGGGAUGAGCCGGGGAGCAGCUGCCCUGCGGGAUGGAGGACAAUGGAUUUUCCUGGUCACUUUGAGCAGAUCUUUCAGCAGCUGAACUACCAGAGACUUCACGGGCAGCUCUGUGACUGUGUCAUUGUGGUGGGGAACAGGCAUUUCAAAGCCCACCGCUCGGUGCUGGCAGCAUGCAGCACGCACUUCCGAGCACUGUUCUCCGUGGCAGAAGGAGAUCAAACCAUGAACAUGAUCCAGCUGGAUAGUGAGGUGGUGACAGCCGAGGCCUUUGCCGCCCUCAUCGACAUGAUGUACACCUCCACCCUCAUGCUGGGGGAGAGCAACGUUAUGGAUGUCUUAUUGGCAGCCUCUCACCUGCACCUGAACUCUGUGGUUAAGGCAUGCAAGCAUUACCUGACCACAAGGACACUCCCCAUGUCUCCCUCUAGUGAGCGCGUGCAGGAGCAGAGUGCCCGCAUGCAGCGCUCCUUCAUGCUGCAGCAGCUGGGACUGAGCAUCGUGAGCUCAGCUCUCAGUUCCAGCCAGAGUGGCGAGGAGCCGUCAGCCCCCCUGAGCUCGUCCCUGCGCAGCAACCUGGACCAGCGCACACCCUUCCCCAUGAGGCGCCUCCACAAGCGCAAGCAGUCCGUAGAGGAGCGGGCCCGCCAGCGCCUCAGAUCCUCCAUGGAGGAAUCUGCCAUUUCAGAUGUUACUCCAGAGAGUGGGCCUUCAGGAGUUCAUUCCCGUGAGGAAUUCUUCUCACCGGAUUCUCUGAAAAUUGUGGAUAAUCCUAAACCCGAUGGGAUGGCCGACAACCAGGAAGACGGGGCUAUGAUGUUUGAUCGGCCUUUUGGUGCUCAAGAAGAUGCCCAAGUGCCCAGCCAGUCAGAUGGCAGUGCUGGCAACAUGGCCUCUCGUGCAACUCAGGUUGAAACUAGUUAUGAACAAGAAGCUGUAGCUGAGAAAGGCAGUUUCCAGUGUGAAAACGCUGAGGUUGGCCUUGGGGAGAAAGAACACAUGAGAGUAGUGGUGAAGUCGGAGCCCCUGAGCUCCCCCGAGCCGCAGGACGAGGUGAGCGACGUGACUUCCCAAGCAGAGGGCAGUGAGUCUGUGGAGGUGGAAGGGGUGGUGGUCAGUGCUGAGAAGAUAGGCCUCAGCCCUGAAAGCAGUGACCGGAGCUUCUCAGAUCCCCAGUCCAGCACCGACAGGGUCGGGGACAUCCACAUCCUGGAAGUCACAAAUGAUCUACAACAUAAGACCUCUUUUAGUAUUUCCAAUUUCCUCACCAAGAGCAGAGGCAGUAACUUCAGUGCGAGUCAGAGCACUGAUGACAACCUCCCAAACACCACCAGUGACUGUAGGCUGGAGGGCGAGGCCCCUUACCUGUUGAGUCCAGAGGCUGGGCCAGCUGGUGGGCCUUCCUCCGCCCCUGGUUCCCAUGUAGAGAACCCGUUCAGUGAGCCUGCAGACUCGCACUUCGCCAGACCUAUGCAGGAGGUGAUGGGCCUGCCGUGUGUGCAGACCUCAGGCUACCAAGGAGAGCAAUUUGGGAUGGAUUUUCCCAGGUCUGGCUUGGGUCUCCACUCUUCCUUCUCCAGGGCAAUGAUGGGUUCCCCAAGAGGAGGAGCCAGUAACUUCCCAUACUACCGACGAAUAGCUCCAAAAAUGCCAGUGGUAACUUCUGUCAGGAGCUCGCAGAUCUCUGAGAACUCAGCCAGUUCCCAGCUAAUGAUGAACGGGGCCACCUCAUUUGAAAAUGGCCACUCUUCCCAGCCUGGCCCUCCGCAGUUGACCAGGGCAUCUGCUGAUGUCUUGUCAAAGUGCAAGAAGGCCUUAUCGGAGCACAAUGUCUUGGUUGUGGAGGGAGCUCGAAAGUAUGCCUGCAAAAUCUGCUGUAAAACCUUCCUGACCCUGACGGACUGCAAGAAGCAUAUCCGGGUCCACACAGGAGAAAAGCCGUACGCCUGCCUCAAGUGUGGCAAAAGGUUCAGCCAGUCCAGCCACCUGUAUAAACACUCGAAGACGACCUGCCUGCGGUGGCAGAGCAGCAACCUCCCCAGCACCCUGCUCUAAUCCCCCUGCGAGACAGCACACAGGCCAGUUCUGCACUGAAAGUAAAAUUGCUGUUGGCAGGCAGCCAUUGCUACUGGACUCAGUCUCGCUGUCCAGUGGCUCUCAUGAAUUCCAGCCAGGAGUAAGCAGAGGACUGUUAGGUGUAGCCCUUACCCUGCGCAUUUCUUAGGGUGGAGGAAUGCAGUCAUAAAGUAGGUUGUCAUUGUUGUUUAGAGUAUCGCAUUUAAAGAUGGAAGCGCAGAAAACAUUUUAACACUUUUAAAGCUCUGUGAAGCAUUUAAUUAAAUUUCCUGUAGCCUGGGAUGGGAGUAUUCUAUCCCUGUGCAGCAAUGCAAAACAUACUUCUGUGUAACCAGGUGACUUGGUGCUAUCUGAAAAAAAGGCCUGGAGGACAAGCCUGUCUGCCACAGAUGGUUACAGUGUAUCCUGAGCUGGUCCCAGGCUCAGGAAGUACUGUGGUGUAUUUUUAUCUGAGUUGCAGUCACAGGCGCUGCCCUUUGAUGGUGCUCACAUUGGGUCCAGGGAAUACACCCUUGGACCAACAGGUAUAUAGACUUUUGAAUACAUCUCUACAGCAUAAGUGUUUUGGUAACUUUCCUGUUUGUUUUAAGAACUACAGUCGUAAUGGCGUGUGUACUUGUAGGAGUGACAGUGGGGUGCUUCUGUCUGUGCAGUGUUAGCAGGGUUUUAACCAAUGUAUAUUUCUGAUGCUGUUUUGUUUGAUGUAAGUGGGUAAGUAGUGUCCGUCUUUAUUCUGGUGAUAUGGAGUCCUGUGUGUGGGUUCUCACGGUGUAUUUGCCUUCACUCCAUCUGGAUGCUCAAGGCCACCCAACGUCAGCUGCUCUUGACCAUGUCACUUCUCACUCCCAAGCCCCGUAGAACACCUCUCCUGGGUGUAACCAGGCGCUGCCGCUGUGGUUUUGUUCCUCUUCUGUGCUAGGCUCUCAAAGCUACACCUCAUCUUUCAGAGGUGUCGCUCCUUUAACUCAGCGUGGAGUCAAACUUAAAUGUAGUGGUGUUCAUGUCUCAGUUCUGGCAGCCUACAGCAUAGAAUUCACCAAAAAUAUACAAGAUUCCUGGAGUGGCAUUCAAUUCUCUGUCCUCUACCUUGCUCUCCCCUGACAACCGUGCUGUCAGGGCUGCUGCAUCCUGAUGUGCACCCAGGAGAAUAGCACAGGUUCAUGCAUAUCUGUAAGCUCAAGCUGAACAAGAAUUUUCUUCAUACUUUUUUCAGAGAUACCAAACCAUUGUAUACAAUUCAGAGAAAUUCAUUGACUUUAGAGAGCCACAUUAUUUCUGUUUAUCCUAAAACAAAAAUGAGCAUGUGUCUUCUCUUAACCUGGUGUGACCAUGAAUCUGUGGCUUGACCUGUAAUGCUCUGAGGGCAUGGCACCUGAACAUCGCGAUUCCCAGGGAAGAAAGCCCGGAUGGAACGCUGGACUCCUGCUGAGCAGCGUGGGAAGGAGACCGCUGAAGGCAAGGGGUCACUUGAGAAAUUGCUGUGUGGCUUAUUGUCAGCAGUCCUGUUGAGACACCGUGGGUGUGGGUCUCCACCUACCUUCAUAGGGAUCAGUGGGAGUCAGGUGGGUCAGCAUGGAGAACCAGCGCUACCCUGCUGGGCGAGGAGCCAAUGCCACAGGCAUAGAGUAGCAGCUGUCCUUCCUGUCUUAAGGAUGUGGUGCUUCAAGUCUGCCCCUUACCUCGGCUUCCAGACAAGUGGACUUUGCUCUGGGGCCCGUCACUGGCACUCGAUGGGGCCUGCCUCUCUGCUGCUGGGUGGACCUGGAAUCUCAUCUACCUCGUAGUCAGUCUCUACGUGUGAGAAGCAAGCUUGAGGCCAGCGUCCUCCGACAUGCUGUAGCACUUAAAGAUUCCCAAGGGUCCCUGGGAAACUAGCCCAGGGCUGCUGCGACCUGGAGUUUCACUGGGAUUCUAACUGGGACUGGGGACCUGACUUGAUUUUUAGCCUUAAUUAUAGCCCGGCAUAAUCAUGUACAAUCUUCUGGAGGUGGCAUCAAGUGCAGAGGCACCCUGUCGGGUGCUAAUGCUGGUCGAAACAGAUUUUAAGAUUAAAAAUUUGUCAUAUUCAUGCCUCUAAA